GUCAGGUUCAGAGCAGACAAUGUAUUGAGGAUGUAAUCCAAUUUGCAGCAAGGGAACGUCUCUUCCUCAUGGCUGAUGAGGUGUACCAGGAUAAUGUGUAUGCUGAUGGUUGCCAGUUCCACUCUUUUAAGAAGGUUCUGUUUGACAUGGGGCCAGAGUACUCAAAUACAGUAGAGCUGGUAUCUUUCCAUUCCACCUCAAAAUGCUACAUGGGAGAGUGUGGCUUCCGUGGAGGCUACAUGGAGAUCAUCAAUAUGGACGAUGAGGUGAAGGCCCAGCUGAUCAAGCUGGUGUCUGUCCGUCUGUGUCCUCCUGUUCCUGGACAGGCUCUCAUGGACCUGGUAGUCAACCCUCCGCAGCCUGGGGAACCCUCAUAUAGCACAUUUAUCAAGGAGCGCACAGCCACCUUAAGUGCCUUAGCAGAGAAGGCUAAGCUUACAGAGCAGGCUCUCAAUACUGUGCAAGGCAUCAGCUGCAAUCCUGUGCAGGGUGCUAUGUACUCCUUCCCUUGCAUAACCAUCCCUGAAAAGGCCAUCAAAGAGGCCAUGGACAACGGUCAGCAGCCAGAUAUGUUUUACUGCAUGAAGAUGCUGGAGGAGACGGGGAUCUGCCUCGUACCUGGAAGCGGCUUUGGCCAGAAGGAUGGAACCUACCACUUCAGAAUGACCAUCUUGCCACCAACAGACAAGCUGAAGAUCCUGCUGAACAAAGUAAAGGAGUUCCACCAGAAAUUCACGCAGCAAUAUUCUUAAAUGUCCAAGCGUCUUCUUCCGUUCGCAAAAGGGAGGAGCUCACCAACCACAACAAAAAGAACUUAGCCAAUCAGAAUUCAUCUGUCACUAAUAAGUGCCUUUCCAACGUUGGCUCUGGUCGUCUCUGUGAUGACGCACUUCAGCCUCUGCAGCUACAACAGACAAAAGGCACUGUUUUGUCAGAAAACAAAACUGGAGAUAAUGAAAUUAAAUCAGAGACCUGUGUCAAGUUUGGGGAAAAUAUGGUGUCAGCUUGUGUGUUGAGUUUUGAAAGAUGUACAGUACUAUAGUUCUGUGUAUUUGUAAUAAUAUGAGAGCUAGAUUGUCAAUGUGAAUACCAAGCUUUAAAAAAAAAAAUUGAAAAAAAGGUACAAUUGCAAGAAAAGUGAUGCUGCUUAAAACCCUGAAUAAGUGUACGACUGGCUGCAAUAUUUCAUUCCACAGGGAGAAUAUGUAGAAAAGUCUUAUUUGAAUGAUAAUUCAAAGCUGAUUUUGUAGAAUCAAAAUAAAUGUAACCGUGUA
Molecule: messenger RNA, 1274 nt
Organism: Micropterus salmoides (largemouth bass)
Lineage: Eukaryota; Metazoa; Chordata; Actinopteri; Centrarchiformes; Centrarchidae
Gene: gpt
Product: glutamic--pyruvic transaminase
Biological process (GO): biosynthetic process
Molecular function (GO): L-alanine:2-oxoglutarate transaminase activity; pyridoxal phosphate binding
Source: RefSeq, a predicted model, not a curated record